AUGAAAGUUCGUGGAUAUGAUCCUCUUGUGGCACCAGACUUAUUACAGCACGAAUAUAAAUUAUCUGAAGUGUCUCAGAAAACAAUUUUGGAAGGAAGAGACCAAACCUGUGACAUAUUGAAUGGAAAAGAUGAUAGGUUGGUGAUAGUUGUUGGACCUUGCUCUAUUCAUGAUCCUGCUGCGGCAUUAGACUACGCUGAGAGGUUGAAGAAGGCUUCGGAUAAACAUAAGGGUGAACUCCAUAUUGUUAUGAGAGCAUAUCUUGAAAAGCCGAGGACGACAGUUGGAUGGAAAGGCUUAAUCAAUGACCCGGAUAUCGAUGGUUCAUUUCACAUUAAUAAAGGGUUGAGAAUUGCUAGAAAAUUGUUUACUGAUUUGACUGAGAAGUUGCCAAUAGCUGGAGAAAUGCUUGACACAAUUUCUCCUCAAUUUUUGUCAGAUUUAUUCUCUGUUGGGGCGAUUGGUGCAAGAACAACAGAAUCCCAGUUGCAUAGGGAGUUGGCUUCUGGAUUAUCUUUUCCGGUAGGAUUCAAGAAUGGUACCGAUGGAACUUUAGGAGUUGCAGUAGAUGCUAUGAGAGCAGCUUCUCACCCUCAUCACUUUUUAUCUGUUACCAAACCUGGUAUUGUUGCAAUCGUUGGGACUGAAGGAAACAAAGACUGCUUUGUAAUCUUGAGAGGAGGAAAAUCAGGUACAAACUACGAUGAGAAAUCCGUUAAAGAAGCAAAAGAACUGUUAAUCAAAAGCAAGAUUAUGUCGGAUGAAAAGCCAGAUGCAAGAAUAAUGGUCGACUGUUCGCACGGAAAUUCUAGCAAGAAUCAUAGAAACCAACCAAAGGUUGCUGCUGAGGUAGCGAGACAGGUAGCUAAUGGCGAAACUGCAAUUUGUGGUUUGAUGAUUGAAUCUAAUAUUGUUGAAGGAAGACAAGAUGUUCCUCCACCAGAGAAGGGAGGUAAAGAUGCCUUGAUAUAUGGUUGCUCCAUCACAGAUGCUUGUAUAUCAUGGGAGGAUACUGCGGAGGUCUUGGACACAUUGGCGAACGCUGUCCGGUCCAGAAGAGAAUCGAAAUAA
This is a messenger RNA of Priceomyces carsonii, 1071 nucleotides long. RefSeq names its product 3-deoxy-7-phosphoheptulonate synthase (gene ARO3). NCBI's taxonomy places the organism in Eukaryota, Fungi, Ascomycota, Pichiomycetes, Serinales, Debaryomycetaceae. The coding region runs from base 1 to 1071 and encodes 356 amino acids. The transcript has a single exon. The record is from RefSeq and is a predicted model, not a curated record. Gene Ontology annotation, molecular function: 3-deoxy-7-phosphoheptulonate synthase activity. Gene Ontology annotation, cellular component: cytoplasm. Gene Ontology annotation, biological process: aromatic amino acid biosynthetic process.